Messenger RNA from Anopheles marshallii, 1350 nucleotides. It is a transcript of the gene Gas8, whose product is annotated as dynein regulatory complex subunit 4. Gene Ontology annotation, biological process: cell motility. The transcript has 2 exons. Gene Ontology annotation, cellular component: Golgi apparatus; microtubule; motile cilium. NCBI's taxonomy places the organism in Eukaryota, Metazoa, Arthropoda, Insecta, Diptera, Culicidae. Bases 49 to 1350 code for a protein of 433 amino acids. The record is from RefSeq and is a predicted model, not a curated record. Gene Ontology annotation, molecular function: small GTPase binding; microtubule binding.
AAAAAAGCAAAAGGAAGUACUGUCAUCGAUGGCGUUGACACGUCCAGCAUGUCCCGGGAGCAGUUGGAGCAGUUCGCUCUCAAGCUCCGAAAUGAGAUGGAACGCGAGCGGGAGGAGCGCAACUUCUUCCAGCUCGAGCGUGACAAGCUGCGGACGUAUUGGGAAAUUACGCGCAAACAGCUGGAGGAAGCGAAGGCGGUCAUCCGUGGCAAGGAGCGUGACGUGGAGGUGGCCCAAGAGCUUGCCGACCAGGACACCAAGAAUGUGAUGCAGGAGAUGAAGCAUCUGCAGUACGAGCAUCAGUCACAUAUUGGUGAGCUGCGCGCCGAAAUGAUGACACAGCUCAAGAUGGCGCAGGAAGACCAUACGUUGCAGGAGCGUGAACUGCUGAACGACAAGCGGGACCUGAAGCGUUUACUUCGCGAGAAGGAAGAAAACACCGAGCUGGAGAUACAACAGUUGAAGCUGAAGCAUAGCGAACUGCUCAGUGUGGAGCGUGCCAAAUUUCAGGAAGAAAUCGAAGCGAUGACGAAGCUGUUCGAGCAGCGGCUCGGCAGCUACAAGGAGGAGGCCGAGGUGCGCCACGAGAUGGAACUGUCGGAGGUGGAGGAGCGUAAGAAUGGGCAGAUCGCGGAGUUGAUCAGCACCAACGAGCAGGCGUACCGGGAGAUGAAGAGCUACUACAACGCAAUCACACAGAACAACUUGGCGCUGAUCAACAGCAUGAAGGAGGAGAUGGAGGAAAUGCGCCUACAGUCGGACAAAGAUCUCAAGAGCUUCAGCGAGGUGAUGGCGGAGAACAAGCGUCUGACGGAACCGCUCAAAAGCUCCCAGGCAGAGCUGGUGGAGUUGCGCAAGAAGCUGCAAUACUAUGAUCGUGAUAAGGCUACGCUGAACCGGGUAAAGACACGGUUGAACAGUACCCAGAAGCAACUUUCCAGCCUGAAGCUUGAACAAGACGUGCUGCAGAUGCGCUGUGAGAAGCUGGUGGAAGAGCGCGAUCAGCUGAAGCGGCUGUUUGAAAAAUCGAUGCUAGAGCUGCAGCAGAAAUCCGGCUUGAAGAACUCGCUGCUUGAACGAAAGCUGGAGUAUAUCGAGAAGCAAACAGAACAGCGUGAAGCAAUUCUUGGUGAAGUUCUAUCGUUGGCCGGUAUAGAACCACAGUCGCUAAGCGUGCGAAUUGAGAAGUUGUUGGUGCAAAAGAACGACAAAAUCCAGGCUCUGAGGUAUGAUCUGGCACGGGUAAGCAAAAUGUAUGACGAUCUGCUGUCCCUAAUUGAGGGCAAGCUGGUAAAGUACGGCAUCACAUUGAAGGAUCUGGAGCUAACGAAUCUCCGGCAGGAGAAGUAG